Phycodurus eques (leafy seadragon) is the source of this 2301-nucleotide messenger RNA. RefSeq names its product claudin domain-containing protein 1-like. The record is from RefSeq and is a predicted model, not a curated record. Gene Ontology annotation, cellular component: membrane. The coding region runs from base 80 to 844 and encodes 254 amino acids. Lineage: Eukaryota; Metazoa; Chordata; Actinopteri; Syngnathiformes; Syngnathidae. The transcript is spliced from 4 exons.
GCGGGGCGGCGCAUCCCGGUCGGGUUUGUCGCUCGGACUCCAGCGCGUGAUGCUCGACCCCCACUCGUGACGCGGAACAAUGGUGGACAACCGCUACGCCACGGCGCUGGUGAUCGCCUGCGUGCUCAGCCUCCUGGCCACCGUGUAUCUGUGCGUGGGCGCGGGCACGCAGCACUGGUACCAGUACAGCAGCCCGCCGGUGCGCGGCGAGGCCAACGCGUCCGAGCUGCGCGGCCUCUACGACGAGUUCAUGGACGGCGAGUUCGACGAGAAGACGUACAGCGACACUUUGUUCCGACUCAACGGCAGCGUGGGCCUGUGGUGGCGCUGCGUGCUCGCGCCCGCCGCCCCGGCUCCGCACUGGUACAAGGAAGCAGGUGCCAAGAUGGCGUUGAGGUGCAGAAGCUUCAGCGUGCAGCAGCAGCUCACCCCCAAAUACAAGGAACCCGGAAACCACAACAGCGGGGAGGACAUCCUGCGCACAUACUUGUGGCGAUUCCAGUUCCUCCUGCCCCUCGUUGCUUUGGGCCUGGAGGUCUUGGCGGGUCUGAUCGGGUUCUGCGCCUGCCUCUGCCGAAGUCUCGCGCCCACGCUCGCCAUUGGCGUACUUCACCUGUUAACGGCUCUGUGCUCUUUAGCAACGGUGUGUUGCUACCUGGCGGGGACGGACCUGCUCCACAGGGUCUCGGUGCUUCCCAACAAGGUGGACGGCUCCCUGGGCUGGUCCCUGUACUUGGCCCUCAUGUCCUCACCCCUCCACAUGAUGGCGGCCGCGCUGCUGGUGUGGGCGGCGCGCAGCCACGGCCGCAACUACUACCGCAUGGCCGCGUACCGCGUGGCCUAACCGGCGGGACUACGCAACCUUUGACCCCACGAGUCCAAACGGAGUGACCCCUCGUUGUUGAUUUUCAACAGCAUUUGGUUGAACGGGUAUCAUACCAGCCGCAAUGUUGAGACGCACUAUGAUGACAUCACAAAUGUCACGAUGUUACGGGUCAAUUAAUAUAUUCUGGAGUACAAGGGCCACAUUGGAAAAAAGUACACCAAAUAAACGACUAAAAUAAUUUUAUUAAAAAUUUUUUUUUUAAAUUAUUAUUACGUGUAUUAUUAGUUUUAUUAUUUAUUUCCUGCUAAAACAGUAAAUCUGAUGAGAAUAUUCCUUUUUUACUCGAUAAAAGAAAUGUAUAUUUCCAAAAUAGAUGUAGUGUUACAAGAAUAAAGUGACUUUUUCAUGAGAGAAAAAAUUAUUUGAUGAAAUUUUAUGAGAAUAGUAAUAGCUUGGUUAAAAAAAAAAAGAUGUUAAGUUAUAUUUCUUCUGACAGGAAAAAAAUAGUCCAAAUGUGAUUUUUUUUCAUGAGAAAAAAGGACAUAAGAUUUGAUGACUGAAGUUUUAUUUUUCUCAUGGGGGGGGGGAGCUGUGAUCUUAUUUGAUUAGUCGUAUUAUUAAAAACAUAUUUUUUUUUUAAAUUGUAAUUGUUGCAAGAGGGGAAAAAAAGACUGUUCCGGGAAUAAAGUUGUAUUUUUCUCAUGAAAAAAGUCAAGCCGAUGAGAAGAUGGAUAUUUUUCGACAAAAAAAGGCGUAACAUAAGAACAGUAAUAUUUCAACAAAAUGAAGAAUGAAGUCGCAUUUUUAGUUUGUAAAAUGUCAGCAUCCAAUCAGAAAAAAAAUAUGUAAAAUAAAAAAGUGGUAUUAUUGAGGAAAUGCAUUGUGUUAUAAAGGGAAGUGUCUUCAUUUGGCGAAAAGUCAAAAUCCUACAAGAAUGAAACGACUGAACGAAAAAAGCAACAACGAAAUCAAGUUACCAGAAUAAAGUUGUAUUUUUUAAGAAAAACACUCUUUGGGGGGGGGGGGGAGCACAGUGUUGUGAAUAAAGUGGGGGGAAAAAAACGUAUUGCUGAAUUUAGGUGCACACAUGGGAAAUCCUGCCUUUUUAUUCUUUGGAUUUUUGUCUUUUCAGAGCAGCCCGAGCUGUUUGCUACACAAUUUGCAACUGUACAUUACUUUGUGAACCAAGUUGGUAUCUAUUCAUUGUUUUUGAAUGUUUUUUUUCUUACAAUUUUGUCAGUAUUAGUCCUCGGUUUAACUUGUGCUCCUUUGUGUUUUUUUUCUCAGUUCCAUAUUUCCCAUUUUCGUUUUGCUCUUCCACAAUUGGUGUCAACGCGCUGAACUCAACUACUUUGCUGCCAGCGAAUAUAUUGAAUGGACAGCACAUUAUGAAUGUACGCUCAUGGCCAUAUUGCGAUACAGCUGCUGCUCGAUUAUUUUUAAAAGGUGCGGGUUGUAGCGGAGUAGUUGUUUUU